AUGAUCAAUCACCUGGAAGGGAAGCUCGAGCGGUUGGAAACUCAUCUGAACAGCAUUUUCAACGUGGGGGAGCUCAGUCCGAUCCCGGACACACCACCACCGGGGGAGACUGGGCCACCGGCUCUGGCAAGCACUGAUCCCGGGUCAGAGGAUUUCGACGAUUCCGAGACUGAAGAUCCGUCCGCGCAACAGGAGCCAGCCUCUGCCAGCCUACCCUUGAAUCCUGUGGUUCCAUCCAUGCAUGGCCAGUAUACUGCCGGGAUCCUUGGAGAGACACCGUGUUUCUACAUUCCACGGUGCAUCAGUGACACCGGUGCAGGCUGUAACUCAGGUUUCUCUGUCUCGACGGAGGAAGGUCUGGACUGGGUCUCACGAAAAGCGGGCCCGAGUCAUCUGGAUCUGCUGCUGGGCAGUAUGACCUCCGUACCCGAGUUGACCACGUUUUUGCCGCCCAGGAAGCUGUUCGGCCCGUUCCCACGAGGAGAGCUCUUGACCCAGCUGCUGCAGGAUUACAUGGAGUACUUCAAUGUGACCUUCCCGAUCUUCACCCGAGCCGAGAUUGACUCGCUGUUUGCCGACAAUUACGCCGAUCCUCAACUGCACGGCCCCGGCCGAUGGACCAGCAUCCAGGUGAUUUUGGCUGUCGCAUAUCUGCUCCCCGGCUCACGAGGGCAGCCGGAUCAUCAGGUCAGUGCGCUGUUCAUGAAGGGGGCCAUGCAAACCAUCAAUGAGCUUCUGCUAGCUCCCCCGGAUCUAUGGGCAUGCAAGUCCAUUGUAGUGAUGGCCGUUGGCUUCCUGGCGAUGGCGGCUGGGCAUCCUUGCAGUUCUCUCAUCUCCAUUGCGGUUCAGAUCAGCAAUCAACUCGGGCUGGGCAAAACCGCCGCACAGGCUGGGCUGUCGCCCGACCAGGUACAACACCAGCGGUUGCUGUUCUGGAUGGUCUGUGCCGUCGAUAUAGAAAUCUCCUAUCGAUUUGGACUCCCGCCGGCCCAGAAAGAAGACAUUGUUGGUGAGGCGGCACCUAUCGACUCCCCGUCAAGCGCCUACAGCGUGCCCAUCAAGGACGAAUCGGGCACCUUCAAUCUGUUCGAUUGCUCGGUUGAGCUGGUGCAGAUCAGGAGCCAGAUCAUCCGACAGCUGUAUCUAACUUCGGCUGCCAAUCAAUCGUUUGAUCAGUUGCUCGCUGUGGCGGGGGACUUUGACCAACGAUUACAGACCUGGCUGAAGAAGAUCCCCUACGACUAUCGGCCGGACGCGGGCGCGCCUCCACCGUUCCGCAACUUGCCGGGGUGGUCAACCCUGCUGUUCAUCCAUUACACCUACUAUGACUGCAUGAUCGCCAUCCACUCGUUGAUCGCCAUGAGAGGAGUGGAUUCCGCCCAGGAUCUGAUCAGCACCCACAGCCCCCCGGUCCUCGCCGGAUUCUCCAACAAUCCUCGGGUCUUGCUGUCGACCUCGCUGACAUCCCGAGCCGCAAGAGCAUCUCUCGCGCUGAUGAAGUAUUUGCCUGCCGAUGACAUUCACCUCGGGAUCGCUUACCACUACCCUUCGGUGGCGAUGAAGACGCUUGCCUCGAGCAUCAUACGCAGCCCUCGGCCUGCUGCAGAGGUCUACAGCUUGCGAAUGCUGUAUCAAGCGGAGUCGUACCUCUCGCAAAAGGCUCGGGAUUCCCCCCUCGAAGCGAUCCGGCGCCUGUGGAAGGUCUGCACCGACUGCUGCGCGGUCGCUCAGCGCGCCGUAGAUUCUGCGUGA
Molecule: messenger RNA, 1752 nt
Organism: Aspergillus saccharolyticus JOP 1030-1
Lineage: Eukaryota; Fungi; Ascomycota; Eurotiomycetes; Eurotiales; Aspergillaceae
Product: fungal specific transcription factor domain-containing protein
Exons: 4
Coding region: 1-1752 (583 amino acids)
Biological process (GO): DNA-templated transcription
Molecular function (GO): zinc ion binding; DNA binding
Source: RefSeq, a predicted model, not a curated record